This is a messenger RNA of Ipomoea nil (Japanese morning glory), 1644 nucleotides long. RefSeq names its product protein O-glucosyltransferase 1-like. The coding region runs from base 57 to 1619 and encodes 520 amino acids. Lineage: Eukaryota; Viridiplantae; Streptophyta; Magnoliopsida; Solanales; Convolvulaceae. The transcript has 5 exons. The record is from RefSeq and is a predicted model, not a curated record.
AAAGUUAUUAAUUAAGCUAAUUAUUUUGGUGCAGAUUAAUUAGGAGGUGAGAAAACAUGAAGGAGAGGAAUGAGAAGUUGAUGAAAAUAUUUUGGCUAAGGCCAGCUUAUCAGAGACACCAUUCCUUCGGAGCUAGAUGGAGAUCCUCAACGAACAAGAAAACCGCCGCCGCCCUCACGGCGGCGCUCUUCCUCCUCCUCGCCGUCAUCUUCGUCGUCUCCGUCUCGACUUUCCGGGGAUGGGUUGACCUCGUACAGACAAGAUAUUCAUUGUUGUCAGGUAAGAACGAAACUGAAGUUUUCGAAUUCCCGAUCCCUCUGGACUGCGUUGCAUGGAACAAGACGAGCACGUGCCCGGGAAACUACCCGACAUCAUCGUACCUUAAUUUCUCCGACUUGCCGGCGCCGCCGACGUGCCCGGAGUAUUUCCGGUGGAUUCACGAGGACCUGAAGCACUGGAAGGGGACGGGGAUUACGCGGGAGAUGCUGGAGAAAGUGCGCCGGAAUGCGCAUUUCCGGCUGGUGAUUUCCGGCGGGAAGAUGUACGUGGAGAAGUACAGAGAGUCUAUUCAGACCAGAGCUCUGUUCACCAUGUGGGGAAUUAUGCAGUUGAUGAGGUGGUAUCCCGGCAAGUUGCCGGAUCUUGAGCUCAUGUUUGAUUGCGACGACAGGCCGGUCGUCCCGGCGAAAGACUACCGGAGACCGGACUCCGGGCCGCCGCCGUUGUUCCGGUACUGUUCGGAUGAGCAGAGCUUGGACAUUGUGUUCCCGGACUGGUCAUUUUGGGGAUGGGCAGAGAUAAAUAUAAAGCCAUGGAGAAGUGUGAUGAAGGACAUAAAAGAAGGGAACAAGAAAACAAAAUGGAAGGACAGGGUGCCAAUGGCUUAUUGGAAGGGCAAUCCACACGUGACACCAACCAGGGCUGAUCUUCUCAAGUGUAACCUCACUCAACAACAUAAUUGGAACACUCUCCUUUAUGUUCAGGACUGGGAUCAAGAAUCAAAAAAUGGAUACAAGCAAUCAAAUCUUGAAGACCAAUGCACCCACAGAUACAAGAUCUACAUAGAAGGAUGGGCAUGGUCAGUGAGUGAGAAAUACAUAUUGUCAUGCGACUCACCAACGUUGUACGUAACACCUCGUUACCAUGAUUUCUUCAUUAGAGGCAUGAUCCCCCAACAUCACUAUUGGCCUAUUAGGGACAAUGAUAAGUGCAAGUCUCUCCAAUUUGCUGUUGAGUGGGGCAACAAUCGCACCGACAAGGCACAAGCAAUUGGGGAAGCAGGGAGCCACUUCAUGCAAGAAGACAUGAAGAUGGAGUACAUAUUUGACUUCAUGUUCCAUUUGUUGAGUGAAUAUGCGAAGCUGCUGAGGUUCAAACCUGAGAUUCCUCAAAAUGCAGUUGAGGUUUGCCCCGAAUCUCUGGCCUGUUCUGCAGAUGGUCUGUUUAGGAAGUUCAUGGAGGAGUCAUUGGAGCAAUCUCCCAGUAACACUGCUCCAUGCACUUUGCCACCACCUUAUGAUCCUCAACAACUUGGGGCUUUCCUUGACCAAAAGAUUAGGGCUACAAAGCAAGUUGAGGCCUGGGAGAAUGAAUAUUGGAGUAAAAGAAAUAAGAAGUGAAGCUAUGAUAUAAUGAACCAAGCUA